Messenger RNA from Eruca vesicaria subsp. sativa (arugula), 525 nucleotides. The record is from the annotation of a GenBank genome assembly. Lineage: Eukaryota; Viridiplantae; Streptophyta; Magnoliopsida; Brassicales; Brassicaceae.
AUGGCGACACAAGUGAGAGAGCAGAGGAUCAAGACCAACGGGAUUAGCUUAAACGUGGCAGAGAGAGGAGACAACGGAGGGCCUUUGGUUCUGCUACUCCAUGGCUUCCCUGAGACAUGGUUCUCUUGGCGUCACCAGAUUGACUUUCUGUCCAGCCAUGGCUUCCACGUACUGGCUCCAGAUCUCAGAGGCUACGGUGACUCUGAUUCUCCUCCAAGCCACGAGUCUUACACCGUGAGCCACCUUGUUGCUGACGUCAUCGGUUUGCUCGACCACUACGGCACUGCUCAGGCAUUUGUGGCGGGGAAUGACUGGGGAGCAACCAUAGGUUGGUUUCUGUGCUUGUUUAGACCAGACCGAGUCAAAGGUUUCAUAAGCCUCUCUGUUCCAUAUUUUCCAAGACAUCCAAAUCUCAAACCUUUGGAGUUUUUCAAAAGCUUUGGAGAUGGUUUAUACAUCUCCCAGUUUCAGGUAAAUCUUGAAAUCACAUUCUAUGUUCAUAGUACCACUCAUUGUUAUCCUUGA